Molecule: messenger RNA, 927 nt
Organism: Dovyalis caffra
Lineage: Eukaryota; Viridiplantae; Streptophyta; Magnoliopsida; Malpighiales; Salicaceae
Source: the annotation of a GenBank genome assembly
AUGGAAUCAACUGGUACUGCAGAAAGAUGUCCCUCUGAAACCUCAAGCAUCUCAGCUGCCUUAGAAGAAGCAUCAAACCGACAUGGUGGUGAUCAUGAUCAGAAGAAGGUGGUCAAUAUGAAGAUGAAGGAGAAAGUUGUUAAUGGAACUGAACCAUCAACCUUGCCUGAAUCAUCAAGCUCUCGUGUUUUGCUCGAUUUGAAACUUUCUAGUGAUGAUUCCAAUCGUGGAUCAAAGCUAGAACUCAAUCUUUUAAGUGCUAUUAAUGAAGGUUCUUCUCAUGCAAAUGGGUCAACAUAUGAGGAUUUGAAACCAGCUGAAUCUAGGGUUUUUACCUGUAACUUUUGCAAGAGAGAUUUCCCCUCAUCCCAAGCUCUUGGUGGGCAUCAAAACGCCCACAAACAAGAGCGUGCAUUAGCCAAAAGCCGUCAAGGGUUGGAUGUGGGUGCUUUUGGGAACUUUCCAUACUAUCCCUAUUCAAGACUUGCAGCACACCCUUAUUAUAUAUCUUUUAAUAGGCCACCACUUGGGGUGAGGAUGGAUUCCUUGAUUCACAAGCCACCAUCUUAUCCAUGGACAUCCCCAUCAAGUGGGUAUCGUUUCGGCCUUGGUGGGUGCUUGACGAGGCAGGCCACGAUUAAUGCACCGCCUUCCAUUGAUAGGCGCCUAAGAAUGGAGAGUUUGAAUGCUCUUAAUGGUCGAUUUGGAAAUUUGGCUUCCCCGCCAGCUUCUUCUUCUUCAAGGUUUGGGGACAUUGAUGGCGUAUUUCGCAACUUUGGUGCUUCUUCCUCAUCAAAUAUUGCAACCAAUAAGCCGUCCAUUAAUACUGAUCAAGUACUCCAGCGAAUUGAACCUCCAAAAAGUAACCCUCCAAAAAUCGAUGAUCAGGCUGAUGAAGCAGAACUUGAUUUGUCUCUUAAGCUUUAG